AUGACCAAGCCGGUUCUAUCGGAUCGUAAGAGAGUCCCAAUGGCAAAGUCCCUCUACGAUGAUUUCGUUGCUGUGCAUUAUACCAGCUUCAAGAACACUCAUCUUACAGCUUCCUUCUUCGCAUGGCAUCGAUACUACUUGGCAACAUUUGAGGAAAAGUUGCGCGCAGAUUGCGGCUACAAAGGCGCCCUUCCGUACUGGGAAUGGGGCCUAGACGUCAAAAACCCAGCCGCAUCGCCUGUCUUUGACGGCUCCGACACAUCCCUAGGGAGCGAUGGCGCUUUCAUACCCCAUGAUGGUCUCCGCCUCCGUCAACUAUUCUCCAAGAAUCUUAUCGCUCUUGAGCCAGGAUCGGGCGGCGGAUGCGUCUUAUUGGGACCCUUCUCAAAUAUGACGGUUCACAUUGGUCCAGCCGCCCUCGCGCAGUACGGCUCCGAAGUGCCAUUUAACGUCACAAAUCCCCUCGAAGAUCUCCCACGGUGUCUCAAGCGCGACUUGAACAAGUUUGUCGCAUCGACAUACUGUUCUUUCCGGAACACGACCACUCUCAUCACGGAUCAGACUACCAUCAAAACUUUUUCAUCGCUCCUCCAGGGAGACGACAGAUUUUUCCCGAAUACGCUUGGAGUCCACGGUGGGGGACAUUUCAUUAUCGGCGGCGAUCCUGGUGCCGACGGAUCAAUAGCGCCGGGUGAUCCCGCAUUCUGGCUUCAUCAAGCGCAGGUCGACCGCGUAUAUUGGAUCUGGCAGAAUCAGGACUUUGCGAAUCGGCAGGGCGUCUUUGGGACGUUUACACUGCAGGAUAAUCCCAAAAGUCCAAAUGGAAGUGUUUAUGACCAGAUCGACCUGACACCGCUCAACAAGCCUGCCAGGAUAAAGGACCUUAUGAACACGGCUGGAGGCACCCCGUUAUGUUACAUGUACCAAUAG
Messenger RNA from Colletotrichum truncatum, 930 nucleotides. RefSeq lists its product as uncharacterized. NCBI's taxonomy places the organism in Eukaryota, Fungi, Ascomycota, Sordariomycetes, Glomerellales, Glomerellaceae. The record is from RefSeq and is a predicted model, not a curated record. Gene Ontology annotation, molecular function: oxidoreductase activity.